Dibothriocephalus latus is the source of this 318-nucleotide messenger RNA. The record is from the annotation of a GenBank genome assembly. NCBI's taxonomy places the organism in Eukaryota, Metazoa, Platyhelminthes, Cestoda, Diphyllobothriidea, Diphyllobothriidae.
GAUGGAGAAUUUGUCCCCUUAAAAAUAGAAGCACAAAGGAAGGAAGUUGAGGAGUCGAAAAUGAUGCCGCCGUUGUCACCGAAGGCCUACCUGCCGGCUGCGCUUUCGAAUUGGGACUUUUCAAAGAAGGAGUGGUCCAAUGGCGAAGCUGCCGGGGAUGAGGGGGUGCAUUCUGGCUCGUCUGGGGACAAAAUUCCAAGUCGCCGGGGCUUUGGUUACGAGGAAAGGAUAGGCUGGUCACACAGUGAGUGUUUUGUUUAAAAGACCCUCAAAGACGGCAAGAACAGCAACAUCCUCAUCAUCAGCAUCGGCCGUUGA